Molecule: messenger RNA, 4402 nt
Organism: Castor canadensis (American beaver)
Lineage: Eukaryota; Metazoa; Chordata; Mammalia; Rodentia; Castoridae
Source: RefSeq, a predicted model, not a curated record
GUAGCAGCAAGGUGGCCCUGGCAGGGGAGGGGUUGAUUUCGAGAUAGGGCACCGGGCGGAGAAUGUCUCUCUCUCCUUUUUCAACUUUGUGUCUGUGGCUUUGCACCCCAGGAGGAGGCCACUCGCCGGUUGUGGGGUGUAGGUGUUGCCGGGAGUAAUUUCUUAGUAGUUGAGUUGUUGAGAUGAGGGUAAGAAACUGCUAAUGGUAGGCAGGUUUUGUUUUCAUUGGUGAAUUCGGUGUCAUCAUAUUCCGGUCAUAUGUUGAAAUAUUCUUUGUUUAGGUCUUGAAGUAGAGGAUCUCACUUUGCACGUCCACAUUGUGUUGUUUUUGAAUGAUGUCUCUAGGAGGAUGGAUUUGUAGAAUUUCAAAUGUGACUUAAGGUCUGGGCCUCAAGCACUGGCCUUGACAGUGAACUUUGUGGCUGUGUUUCAGAUUUCAAAGAUUUGCCCCGUAACUGGGGUGCGAGCUGUGUGCAUUUUUCUUAAUGCCUUGUAGGAAACUGUUGCUACAUUUUUACUGGAAAUACUAUUAUUCUUUUUAAUUUCGGGUCUUGCUACUUACCGAAGCUGUACUUAGCUUCAGCUAAGGAACAGGAUUAACACCUUAAAGCUCCAGGAAGACUUUCAGGGACUAGAGAGCUGAAGGAGAGCCAGUUUCCCCAAAAUUGGACUUCUCAGAACCUUUAAUAUGCUAAUGUGCAUUGUGAAUCUCCAAGAGGGGGAUAUGAUAUGCAGCAUUCUUGAAUACUUCUAAUGACAGGGAGCCCACUACCUCAUAAGGCAAGAUGCCGUUGGGUGUCCCAGUGGUUUGAUGUGUGCAGUUUUGAAGACUGUGAACUUUGACAUGCUGUGCUGCAGCGACAAGAGGAGCUUGUCAUUUUAAACAGAGGCUGAAGAAACUAUAGAAUUAGCAGGCAAGAGAGAGUGGAGAAGGUAGAGGAUGGAGUUGCAGACUCUCCAGGAGGCUCUUAAAGUGGAAAUUCAGGUUCACCAGAAACUGGUUGCUCAAAUGAAGCAGGAUCCGCAGAUAUUUUUUCUUUCCAAUCAGAAUGCUGACUUAAAGAAACAGCUUCAUGAACUCCAAGCCAAAAUCACAGCUUUGAGUGAGAAACAGAAAAGAGUAGUUGAGCAGCUACGGAAGAACCUGAUAGUAAAGCAAGAGCAACCAGACAAGUUCCAAAUCCAGCCAUUGCCACAACCUGAAAACAAACUACAAACAGCACAGCAGCAGCCACUACUGCAGCAGCAGCACCACCACCACGCCCCGCAGCCAGCCGCACCCUCUCCCAGCCUGACUGCUGCACAGAAGACUGUGACUACAGCUUCUAUGAUUACCACAAAGACACUACCUCUCGUCUUGAAAGCAGCAACUGCGACCAUGCCUGCCUCUGUCGUGGGCCAGAGACCUACCAUUGCUAUGGUGACCGCCAUCAACAGUCAGAAGGCUGUGCUGAGCACUGAUGUGCAGAAUACACCAGUCAACCUCCAGACGUCUAAUAAGGUCACUGGGCCUGGGGCAGAGGCUGUCCAAAUUGUGGCAAAAAACACAGUCACUCUGCAGGUUCAGGCAACACCUCCUCAGCCCAUCAAAGUACCACAGUUUAUCCCUCCUCCUAGACUUACUCCACGUCCCAACUUUCUUCCACAGGUUCGACCCAAGCCUGUGGCCCAGAAUAACAUUCCUAUCGCCCCAGCACCUCCUCCCAUGCUUGCAGCUCCUCAGCUUAUCCAGAGGCCUGUCAUGCUGACCAAGUUUACCCCCACAACCCUCCCCACAUCCCAGAAUUCCAUCCACCCUGUCCGUGUCGUCAAUGGGCAGACUGCAACCAUAGCCAAAACGUUUCCCAUGGCCCAGCUCACCAGCAUUGUGAUAGCUACUCCAGGGACCAGACUCGCUGGACCUCAAACUGUACAGCUUAGCAAGCCAAGCCUUGAAAAACAGACAGUUAAAUCCCACACAGAAACAGAUGAGAAACAAACAGAGAGCCGUACCAUCACCCCACCUGCUGCACCUAAGCCAAAACGGGAAGAGAACCCUCAGAAACUUGCCUUCAUGGUGUCUCUAGGGUUGGUAACGCAUGACCAUCUAGAAGAAAUCCAAAGCAAGAGACAAGAGCGAAAAAGAAGAACAACAGCAAAUCCAGUGUACAGUGGCGCAGUCUUUGAGCCAGAGCGUAAGAAGAGUGCAGUCACAUACCUAAACAGCACAAUGCAUCCUGGGACCCGGAAGAGAGGUCGUCCUCCAAAAUACAAUGCAGUGCUGGGGUUUGGAGCCCUUACCCCAACAUCCCCCCCAUCCAGUCAUCCCGACUCCCCUGAAAAUGAAAAGACAGAGACCUCAUUCACUUUCCCUGCACCUGUGCAGCCUGUGUCCCUGCCCAGCCCCACCUCCACAGACGGUGAUAUCCAUGAAGAUUUUUGCAGCGUUUGCAGAAAAAGUGGCCAGUUGCUGAUGUGCGACACAUGUUCCCGUGUGUAUCAUCUGGACUGCUUAGACCCACCUCUAAAAACGAUCCCCAAGGGCAUGUGGAUCUGUCCCAGAUGUCAGGACCAGAUGCUGAAGAAAGAAGAAGCAAUUCCAUGGCCUGGGACUUUAGCAAUUGUCCAUUCCUAUAUUGCAUACAAAGCAGCAAAAGAAGAAGAGAAACAGAAAUUACUUAAAUGGAGUUCAGAUUUAAAACAGGAACGAGAACAAUUAGAGCAGAAGGUGAAACAACUCAGCAAUUCUAUAAGUAAAUGCAUGGAAAUGAAGAACACCAUCCUCGCCCGGCAGAAGGAGAUGCACAGCUCCUUGGAGAAGGUAAAACAGCUGAUUCGCCUCAUCCACGGGAUCGACCUCUCCAAACCUGUAGACUCUGAGGCCACUGUGGGGGCCAUCUCCAAUGGCCCGGACUGCACCCCCCCUGCCAAUGUCGCCUCCUCCACGCCGGCCCCUUCCCCCUCCUCCCAGAGCUGCACAGCGAACUGUAACCAGGGGGAAGAGACUAAAUAACAGAGCCCUCAAGGAGAAGCCACGGGAUCCCGGCGGCAAGGAGACAAAACACUGAAGACUCUAGCAAAGCAAAGCCGGAUUUCUUCUGGAAAGUACAGAAUUCUUUUGGUUCUUUGGUUCCAGAGAGAGAGAAGAUGCUUGUGCCAGGUGGCACCCGAGUUUGCCAAUUGAUCCUUCUUAUUCUGUGUGUACAGGCAAAGAUUGGACCGUGUUACAUGAAAUAGUGCCAGCUGGAGGUUCUUUGCCAGCGCCAUGCCAAGUGAACUAAUAUAUUUACUCUCUCUAUUAUACACCAGUGUGUGCCUGCAGCAGCCUCCACAGCCACGAUGGGUUUGUUUUUGUUUUGUUGGGUGGGGAGCAGGGACGGGUGGAGGGAGGAAAGCAGGUUUCAGAUCCUUAUUUGCCGAGCCGUUUGUUUAGGUAGAGAAGACAAGUCCAAAGAGCGUGUGGGCUUUCCUGUUUCUAAACUCUCACUACUAUAAAACCAAAAAAGGAAAUCGAGAUUUAACCAACCCUAGUGCCCAGAAAAGGGAAGGGGAGGGCUGGGAGGGAGCAAGGGGUGGGAAGGUUUAUCACAUAAGCAGUAUUUACUAUUGUCUGGGGGGUGGGGGACUAGUGCAAGGAGAGAUGGACACCAAGAGCAGCCACUAGGUUCUUCUCCCCAGCUCGCUCCUGCCGCGGGUGCCCGCUUCCCUCCCGCAGCCUCAGGCAGUCCUUUCCCCUUCUUGAUGCAUCGCUCAUCUGCGGUGGUCCCCUAGUCCCUCCCUCUUGGAGAACAAGGCAAGCUGGACCCUGCUGGCCUUGCAGAGGCAGGGAAGAGGGGGUGUGUGUGGUCCAGGAAGGAAAAAGGUAGAUUGGUGAUUCUACUUGAAAAGAAGCUCCAUCCCUUUCCUAUAUUUAUAAGAAGAGAAGGUUCUGAGCGAAGCAGUGCGACCCAGGUGUGUGUGAACUGAAUGGAGAAGUCUCCUUUUCUUUUUUUAAUUUCAUUUUGUUCUUUUCUUUAAACAAAGUUUUAUUUUGUUGUUUAUUUUACAUUUUGGUAACAAAAACUAAAAUAAGGAAUAGAAAAGCUGUUUUUCAGGCUGACAGUCCAAUUAAGGGUAGUGAGACCUUGCAUGGUAGAAUAGGAGUCAUAGUGUCAGUGAGGUCCAGUGAGUCUUUGUGAGUCCUUGUGUCAUCGUUUGGGCACUGUUUUUUUAUGCAAGGGCAAAAAAAAAAAAAUCUUUGUAUCUGGGGAAAAAAACAACAACUUUUUUUUAAAUUAAAAAAAAAUAAAAGAUAUUGAGGUCUUCCUAGUGUUACUUAAAUUAAGAUCAAGGUAAGAAACAUUGUAAAAAAAAAAUUACGAAAGUGCUAUUUGUUUCCUAAAAACAGUGAUUUCUAUUAAAAAGGUGUCAGAACUGGAGAAAA